ACUUUCUGUCCUUUUAGAGGUCCUGAGUUCAGUUCUCAGCACUCAUAUUGGGUGGCUUCACAACUGCCUAUAACUCCAACUAUAGGAGAUCUAACACCACCUCUGGUCUCCAUGGGCACCUGCUCACAUAUGGCACAGCAAAUCCCCAGAUCUCAUAAUGGUUUCAGUAAGUUUUGUGAUUUUUUGUUUGGGCUGCAUUCCACAGUCUCCUAAAGCAGCACUGCCUGAUGGGGACUUAAGUAUUUAAACACACAGCUUAUGAGGGUGUGUCACGCUCGAACUGUAGCAGUGUGAAGUGAGUGAGGGCCUUCAACACAGUGAGGCUGCGCUGUGUUGACAAAUGCUCAAUGUGCUGUAGUUUCAGUUCAAGGGUACUUGUCCCUGGGUCAUUGGUGGUAGAGGAUGUCCAGGCUGCAAGGUGGCUGUGGGUCUCAUCUCUGUGGAACCAGCAGGUUGGAGAGAGCAUCAGGAUAUAGCCUCUCCGGUAGGCCUCACUGCAGGCCCAGACCCACACAGGCUAUUUCUGCUCAUAUAAUGUUUUGCCCGUAUCUGGGAGCAAACUGGCACCUGAUGGAAGUACACCAGGCAAGAGUUAUGAUCUCCACCUCACAGCUGCAGCCAUAGCUCAGAGUCACACAGUGAAGAGCAGCGGGCUUCCGGGCAGUAUCUGCAUCAUUAACCAACCUCAGAUGGAUAGUCAAGCAGAAAAAAGUAUAGACAUUUUUUGUCACUAGCCCCCCAAACAACACGAUAUAAUAGUCACUAUACGGAAUUAGAUAUAAGUGACCUAGAGAUGACUUGCGCGGUGUACAGGAGAAUACGGAGAGGUGAUAUGUCAGUGUGAUGCCACUUCAUUUCAGAGUGUCUUGAACAGUGGCAACCGUGAGGGUCUUGUGAAAAACUGCUCACUGGUACUGGGGGAUGGCUGAAGUGGAGUUAGUUUUGAACAAGGAUCUUCCAGUUCCUGAUCAGGAGGCUUUGUUGAGUCAGCAGAGCUCUGCCCUCUGUCGCGGCACAGUAACUAAGUUUAGACCUCAGCUUUCCUGCAAGUACAUGGAAGAAGAGAGUGAACUCAAACCUCAGCUCUCUCUGCAUCCACUCCUGCUUUCCAGCAAGAAAUAAUUGCUCUGUAAACAACAAUGUUCCUUCAGAGUCUGGUCACCCUCACAGGCCAAUAUUUGCUUUGUAUUCUCCCCCUCUUUUCUUCUCCCUCCCUCCCUCCCUUCCUCCCUCUCUCCGAGCCCCUGCCUCCUCUCGUCUUGUACACAGACAUUCUCAUAAGGCCACAUGUUUACAAUCAAUGUGGAAAUUGUGUGUUUUGCUUUGUCACAAAUGACACCCUGAGUAUCCUCCCACAUCCCUCCCCAUAACCAUACAGUUCUGUUCGCAAAGGUCUGUGGGCACUCUGCUCUUGCUACAUGGAAGCCUGCCUUCCACCCGCCUGCCUCCUGCUUGCCUCCAAAAGGGUGUUCCUGAGAUGUGAGUCUGACUCUGGAACUCACCUACUUCAAGCUUUCGUCUGCAGUUAUCAGGACAGAGAGUAGGCAUCAGGCUCACCUCCUCCCAAGGUACUCAGAGUUCCUACUGACUCCUUCUCCCAUGUCAGUAAGGGACUGGGCAGGAAGCAGAGUUCACUCCAGAUGGUUGCAACAGGGAGAUUUCAAUCAAGGGAUGGCUUCUAAAGAGCAAUGACAGGCAUAAAACAGAGACGUUUCACCCCUGUUGGGAGGGUGUGAUCACUGGCGGGGAGGGAGUGGGGAAGAAAUACUAUCUCCUUUCUUCCACAUCUUGUCGGUGCUUCCCAUCGACUAAAUCCAUUUGGAAGUGGGGCAGGACAAGUGACCCACAGGGAUGGAUAUGUCCUGACAGUGGGCCUGGGGAAACAAAUGGAAAGCAUCCUUCAUGCCUGCCCCUGGCCUCUGCACCUUGUGAUGCCUGUGCCCUACCAGGACCAGUUUGCCCUUUCCACCCUGAAAAUUGCUGGCUUCAAUAUUCCUUUGGGUACUUCCAUCUUUAGACAUGGUCUUGUGUAGCUCAGACUGGCCUCAAACUGUAUAUGUGAGCCAGGAUGGCCUUAAACUCUUGAUCUUCCUGCUUCCCCCUCCUCAGUGCUGGGAUUAUAGGUGUGCACAAACAGCAUUUGGGGAGCCGUGUUGGUAGGCACUCAGGAGACAGCUGGCCUAUGGGCUGUAGUUUGUUCGUUUUGUUUUUAAAAUAUAUUAAAGUGGAGGCAAGGGUGUAAUGAUUUCACUAGACCCAAGAUAAGUAGUAAAUGGGUGUUUAAUGGGGAACAUUUAUGCAGAUAAUAAUAAAGAACCUAGGGAGUGCCUCUCUAUCCUUCCUACCCAAUUGGCUGACCCAAGAGGAAGAGCCUGCCCAAGCGAGACCACGCCCACGCUUUCCACUUCCAUCCGCCUGAAGUCACACCCAAAGGGUGUGACCACUGUUACAGGUUCACUGGCAAGACGCAGCUACUUUAAAGUAUCAUACUUUUUGAGGUAGAGGCAGGAAGAUCAAGAGUUCAAGACCAUUCUCUGGCAAGCUCACUAACCCUCUUUAAAACAACACCACCUCCCCCCAACCCCCCAAACUUCUUAAAAGAAUAUUUAUAUAUAUGUAGGUAUGAACAUACACACACCAUAGUGCACAGGUCAAGGUUAGACAAUAUUGUGGAGUUGGUUCUCUUCCACCUUCUGGAGGUUAUGGCUUAUAGGGGUUGAACUCAUAUCUGCACAGGCGGCGUCUUUACCCGCUGAGCCGUCUUAGCCUCAGAUGGUUUUUGACCUUGCUGUAGUCUUAAAAAUAAAUGUCUCAUUGUCAUAGCCUCCCCACACAGACACUUCUGUGUUGGAACAGGUUUCGUGGUGUAGACUUAUUGUUACUAAACAUGAAACCUGCCCUGGAAUGUUCUAUUCUAGUCUCCCCUGUUUUCCUUAAAAGGUGCUGUUCAUAACCUUUGAUCUGUUUUCCUUAAAAGGUUUCCUUAAAAGAUUCAGACUGCUUGGGUGGUCUCGUGUGCCUAUUGCCCAUGGGUGCAGUUCUCCCCUAUGAAGCUUGUUCUUGCUGGGCUCUGAGGACAGCAUCUGGAGUGCGGAGCUGUUCUAGGAUGCAUUGUUGAGCGAGUGUGUGAGAGGGUGCAAACAGAGGGGUCCCAGACCCCUGUAGUGGGGCUUCUGUAAUUGGCUUGUUUUCUUUCUCUCUACAGUUGCCCUUGGGUCCAGCCUUGUCCAACAUACCUUGGUCCUGCCACCAUCCUGGCCAGGAUGGGCCUGCUGUUCCUAGUCUUGCUGUUGUCACUUUCCUGCGUCAUGGGACUGCCAUUCUCCAAUGGCUUCUACUAUUCCAAUGGCCUGCAUAGCAGGACCUUGGGCCAUGGCUAUGGGGAAGGCCUAUUCAAUGGAGUGAAACUGGUGGUAGAGACGACCGAGGAGUCCCUGUUCAGUCACCGAGGAGCCAGUGUGACCCUGCCCUGCCACUACCGCUAUGAGCCAGCCCUAGCAUCCCCGAGACAUGUGCGUGUUAAGUGGUGGAAGCUAUCAGAGAAUGGAUCCCCAGAGCAGGAUGUGCUGGUGGCCAUUGGGCAAAGGCACCGCUCCUUUGGGAACUACCAAGGGCGAGUCCAACUGCGUCAGGGCAAACAGCAAGAAGUCUCGCUGGAGCUUAGGGACCUGCGGCCGGAGGACUCUGGGCGCUACCGCUGCGAGGUCAUUGACGGGCUGGAGGACGAGAGUGGCCUGGUAGAGCUGGAACUUCGGGGUGUGGUUUUUCCCUACCAACCCCGAGAAGGGCGCUACCAACUCAACUUCCACGAGGCCCAAAAGGCCUGCCAGGAGCAGGACGCUGUGGUGGCCUCUUUUGAGCAGCUCUUCCGUGCCUGGGAGGAGGGCCUGGACUGGUGCAAUGCCGGCUGGCUGCAGGAUGCCUCCGUGCAGUACCCUAUAGCGCUGCCCCGGCAGCCCUGCGGAGGCCUCGGCCUGGCGCCCGGUGUUCGCAGCUACGGCCAGCGCCACCACCGCCUGCACCGCUAUGAUGUGUUCUGCUUCACGGCUGUCCUCAGGGGGUGGGUGUACUACCUGGAGCACCCCAGGAAGUUGACGCUGCUGGAAGCCAGGGAGGCCUGCCAGGAAGAUGGCGCACAGAUCUCCACCGUGGGCCAGCUCUUUGCUGCUUGGAAGUUCCGUGGCCUGGAUCGCUGUGAUGCUGGCUGGCUGGCAGAUGGAAGUGCCCGCUACCCCAUAGUUCACCCCCGUCCCAACUGCGGGCCCCCUGAGCCUGGAGUACGGACAUUCGGUUUCCCAGACCCACACAGCCGCUAUGGUGUCUACUGUUACCGCCAGCGCUAGCAUCAGGAUGGCCAGCUGCGCAUCCUAUCCUGCCCCUGACUUCCUGGGCCGACUUUCUGACACAAGGGCCCACUUAUCUCUUGUGGGUUGGCAUUGCUUAGUUUUUUGUUUUUUGUUUUUUUCAAGACAGGGUUUCUCUGUGUAGCUUUGGAGCCUGUCCUGGAACUAGCUCUUAUAGACCAGGCUGGUCUCAAACUCACAGAGAUAGGCUUGUCUCUGCCUCCCAAGUGCUGGGAUUAAAAGCAUGCACCACCACUGCCCGGCUUGUAUUGUUUUUAUACAUCCCAGUUUAGACAUUUUGUUUUUGUUUGUUUGUUUGUUUUUCAGAUAGGGUUUCUCUGUGUAACAGUCUUGGCUGUCCUGGAACUCAAUUUGUAGACCAGACUGGUCUUGAACUCACUGA
Molecule: messenger RNA, 4746 nt
Organism: Cricetulus griseus (Chinese hamster)
Lineage: Eukaryota; Metazoa; Chordata; Mammalia; Rodentia; Cricetidae
Source: RefSeq, a predicted model, not a curated record